ACGUCAGCGCAACGCUCCGCCGGCGCCAAUUUCAAACAGCGGAACAAACUGAAAGCUCCCUGUGCCUGAGCCCGUCCAGCCCCGGCCCCGGCCCGGGACCCCCCCUCCCUUCCCGGGAUCCCCCGGGGUUCCCACCCCGCCCGCUCCGCCGGGACCCCGGCCGGCCCGGCGCGAGUCCCUGGUCCGGGGAGGGCCUUGGCCCGGCCCUGGCUUGAAGGAGCCACACAGCCCUGCGACAGCGGCGGCCGCGGCGGUGCAGCAGUCCGCAGGGCCCACACUUGGUGAUUCUCGAUGGAGAGUGAAAGCCUGGAUUCAUCAUGAAAACCAGCCCCUGUCGGCCACUGAUUCUCAAAAGACGGCGGCCGCCACUGUCUGUCCAGAAUGCCCCCAGAGAAACUUCAGAGGAGGAACCGAAGGGACCCCCUGCUCAACAGGCGGCUGGCCCAGCCCAAGCCUCCCAGGAUGUGGCAGAGUCCAGCUCUGGCAAAUUCCCUGCUGGGAUCAAGAUUAUCAACCACCCCACCAUGGCCAACACUCAGGUGGUGGCCAUCCCCAACAACGCGGACAUCCAGAGCAUCAUCGCGGCACUGACCGCCAAAGGCAAAGAGAGUGGGAGCAGCGGGCCCAACAAAUUCAUCCUCAUCAGCUGUGGGAGCACCCCGGCUCACCCUCCAGGCUCACAGCCUCAAGCCCAAUCCAGCCAGGAUUCCAAGAGGACCCAAGUGAUUCCCGAGACCCUGGGGCCAAAGCCUGCAGCCAGGGAUGUGGCUCUGCCUCGGCCGCUGGGAGCCCUGCUCGGGCAGCGGCCCGACAGCUGUGCUGGUGGAGAGGCGGCAGGCUGCACUCUCAACAACAGCUUAACCAAUAUCCAGUGGCUUGGAAAGAUGAGCUCCGAUGGCCUUGGCUCCUGCAGCGUCAAGCAGGAGGUGGAGGAGAAGGAGAACUGCCACCUGAAGCAGAACCAGGUCAAGGUUGAGGAACCCUCUGGAGCGUCAACAUCCUGGCAGGACUCUAUGUCUGAACGGCCACCCUACUCUUACAUGGCCAUGAUCCAGUUCGCCAUCAACAGCACCGAGAGGAAGCGCAUGACCUUGAAAGACAUCUACACUUGGAUUGAGGACCACUUCCCCUAUUUUAAGCACAUUGCCAAGCCAGGCUGGAAGAACUCCAUCCGCCACAACCUCUCCCUCCACGACAUGUUCGUUCGGGAGACGUCUGCCAAUGGCAGGGUCUCCUUUUGGACCAUUCACCCCAGUGCCAAUCGCUACCUGACGUUGGACCAGGUGUUCAAGCAGCCACUGGACCCAGGGUCUCCACAAUCGCCCGAGCACUUGGAAUCACAGCAGCAGAAACGGCCCAAUCCUGAGCUCCGCCGGAACGUGACCAUGAAAUCUGAACUCCCACUGGGCACACGGCGGAAGAUGAAACCCCUGCUCCCACGUGUUAGCUCCUACCUGGUGCCCAUCCAGUUCCCAGUGAACCAGUCGCUGGUGCUACAGCCCUCCGUGAAGGUGCCACUGCCUCUGGCAGCUUCGCUCAUGAGCUCGGAGCUUGCCCGCCAUAGCAAGCGGGUGCGCAUCGCCCCCAAGGUGCUGCUAACUGAGGAGGAAGUGGCCCCUCUGGCCGUGGCAGGCACCGUGAAAGAGGAGCUGCUCGGGGAAGGGUCAUCUCCUUUGCUCCCAGUACAGUCCAUCAAGGAGGAGGAGAUCCAACCUGGGGAGGACACACUUCACUUGGCAAGACCCAUCAAAGUGGAGAGCCCACCCUUGGAAGAAUGGCCCUCCUCGUCGCCAUCUGUCAAAGAGGAAUCGACUCACUCUUGGGAGGACUCGCCUUACUCUCCCACACCGAGGCCCAAGAAGGAAUACAGCGAGCUGCAGUCCCCAGCACGGAGUGUCUCUGAAAUGCUGGUCAUCAAACGCAGGGAGCGCAGGCAGAUGAGCCGGUCCCGCCGGAAACAGCACCUGCUGCCUCCCUCCACCACUGCUGCCACCAGCGUGGCUGAGUCUGAGCUGCUCUCCGAGGGCCCCAGCCCCUGGCGGCGAGUCGCUGCCACGGAGCUCCCUUUCUUGGCCGAGCCCUCGGAGCCCUCUGCCCAGCUCGGCUCCUUUCAGGAAGAGGCAGGACCUUUCAAGACCCCUGUCAAGGAGGCACUGCCCAUCUCCUCCACACCAAGCAAAUCUGUCCUCCCCAGAACCCCUGAGUCCUGGAGGCUCACCCCGCCAGCUAGAGUGGGGGAACUGGAUUUCAGCCCCGUCCGAACCCCGCAGGGUGCCUUCUGUCCCCUGCCGGACUCCCUGGGGCUGAUGGAACUCAACACCACCCCGCUGAAAAGCGUUCCCCUCUUUGACUCACCGCGAGAGCUCCUCAACUCAGAGCCCUUUGACCUCACCACUGACCCAUUCAGCCACUCUACCCACUCAGAACUGGAAGUCCCUAAGCCUGGCUCCCCUGAGCCACAGGUCACCAACCUUUCGGCCAAUCGAUCUCUUACAGAAGGCCUGGUCCUGGACACAAUGAAUGACAGCCUCAGCAAGAUCCUGCUGGACAUCAGCUUUCCAGGCCUGGAGGAGGACCCACUGGGCCCUGACAACAUCAACUGGUCCCAGUUCCUUCCUGAGCUGCGGUAGAGAGCUGGCUGUGCCCUUGCCCCUCAAGCUGCCUGCCAUGCUAGGCACCAGCAUGGGCAGGAAACCCAGAGCUCAGUGUCAUCUCCCACAAAUCCCUCCACAAGGCCUCUGAGCAAGCCAGCAGAUGAGGAGCAUGGCAGUAGUCACACCUUAGCCACUGCUGGGACCUUAGCAAGCAGUCGAGCCAUAGGAACUGGUCCCUGUGUCAUUUGUGUCCCCCAAGAGCAU
This is a messenger RNA of Ochotona princeps (American pika), 2858 nucleotides long. RefSeq names its product forkhead box M1 (gene FOXM1). The record is from RefSeq and is a predicted model, not a curated record. Gene Ontology annotation, molecular function: DNA-binding transcription factor activity; sequence-specific DNA binding. The transcript has 9 exons. NCBI's taxonomy places the organism in Eukaryota, Metazoa, Chordata, Mammalia, Lagomorpha, Ochotonidae. Bases 318 to 2630 code for a protein of 770 amino acids. Gene Ontology annotation, biological process: regulation of DNA-templated transcription; G2/M transition of mitotic cell cycle.